AUGGAGUUUGAGGACAGGGCAGAGCUCUGCUUUCCACAACUCCUCAACACCUCCUGCAGGAAGCACACAUCUUCUUGGUCUGAAGCUGUUCUUGUGAACAUUGUGCUGUCCUCCAUCUCUCUGCUCACUGUGGCUCUCAACAUGCUCGUCAUCACCUCAGUGUCCCAUUUCAGGCAGCUCCACACACCCACCAACAUCUUCCUCCUCUCUCUGGCUGUCUCAGACUUUCUCGUGGGUCUCCUGUUCAUGCCAGUAGAAAUCCUAAAAAGAUCCUGUUGGUUUCUUGGUGACCUCGUGUGUUCUUUGUAUAAUUGUGUGUCUUUCAGCACUACCUCUUCCUCAGUAGGAAACAUGGUGCUCAUCUCACUCGACCGCUAUGUUGCUAUUUGUGACCCUCUGCAUUAUACCACCAGAAUCACUGAGAGAAGAGUUAAACUCUGUGUUUGUCUGUGUUGGUUCUGUUCUGUUUUCUACAGCACUCUUCUUUUUAAGGAUGACCUGACUCAACCAGGCAGGCAUAAUUCCUGUGACGGAAAGUGUGUUGUUGUCAUUGACCAAAUCGCAGGAGCAGUUGACCUUGUUUUGACCUUUAUUGUUCCAGUUACUGUCAUCAUAGUUCUGUAUAUGAGAGUGUUUGUAGUGGCUGUGUCUCAGGCUCGUGCCAUGCGCUCUCACAUUACAGCUGUCACACAGCAGAUUUCAAAGACUCCAAAGACAAAAAAAUCUGAGCUGAAAGCAGCCAGGACGCUUGGUGUUCUUGUAGUUGUGUUUCUAAUAUGUUUCUGCCCAUAUUAUGGCUUGAGCCUUGCAGGGGACAGCUUGCUCAAUGCUUCUACAUCCUUUGGGAUCUAUCUGUUUUAUUUUAACUCGUGUCUAAACCCUGUGAUUUAUGCCAUGUUUUAUCCCUGGUUUAGAAAAUCAGUCAAACUCAUUGUUACUCUUCAGAUACUGCAGCCUGGCUCCUGUGAGGCCAACAUACUGUAG
Messenger RNA from Micropterus dolomieu (smallmouth bass), 984 nucleotides. Its product is annotated as trace amine-associated receptor 13c-like. The transcript has 2 exons. Bases 1 to 984 code for a protein of 327 amino acids. Lineage: Eukaryota; Metazoa; Chordata; Actinopteri; Centrarchiformes; Centrarchidae. Gene Ontology annotation, molecular function: trace-amine receptor activity. Gene Ontology annotation, cellular component: membrane. The record is from RefSeq and is a predicted model, not a curated record. Gene Ontology annotation, biological process: G protein-coupled receptor signaling pathway.